GGCUGCCCUCUUUGCACUGGUCGUGUCCGCCAUAGUCUGUGUGUGUCGUGAGGUCGUCGUGUUGGUCUGUGCUUGACAGAGCAGUCAUCAUGCCGGCGGCGGCGACGAAGAAGGCGCCCGCGGGGCCCAAGGGCCCCAAGAAGAAGACGGUGACUUUCACCAUUGAUUGCACCAAGCCUGUCGAAGAUGCGAUCAUGGAGAUUGCCUCGUUUGAGAAAUACCUAGAGGAUAGAAUAAAGGUUGGCGGGAAGACUGGAGUUCUGGGCAAUCAAAUCAUCAUCUCGCGGGAGAAGUCGAAGAUCAACGUCACUUCGGAGAGCUUGAUGUCCAAGAGGUACUUGAAGUAUUUGACGAAGAAAUAUCUGAAGAAGCACAAUGUGCGGGACUGGCUUAGGGUUAUUGCCUCGAACAAGGACAGGAAUGUCUACGAGUUGAAGUACUUCAACAUUCAGGACAACGAGGCAGAGGAGGAGGAAUGAGAUGGGUUCUGCGGCUGCAUCUGGCUUCGUUUCUGUGUGCUGUUCCUGUGUUCUUUUUCCCGUUCCUUCAUGUGUGGUUGGCCCUCUCCUCCCAUUGCGUCACUCAAUCGGUCGUUCGGUCGUCAAUCAAUCGGUCGUUCGGUAGAUCGAUCGGUCGGUCGCUCGGUCUCUCGGUCGGUCGGGGUGAGUGCCGUUGAAACUGAUCGUUUCUUCCUGAGGAAAUUCGCUGCGACCGAUGCAGUGAGUGCCCUUCUAUCACGCCUCGUUAUCGUGGGACCUUGGCAAUGGUCCUAUUGUCCACGUACCAGGUGCUCUCUCUCUCUCUCUUUGUCGCGUGGGCCUCUCUGACGUGUGACCCUCGGUGGCGGCAUGGUCUGCAGUUGUGUUAUGGUACUUGGUAGUUUCGCAAUUGGGGGGCCCAUAUCGAGGAAAGGAUUUUCUGUCUUUGACGUAAAGAGAACAUUGUGAAGGAAUUUAAGUUUUGUUCGCGAUAUUUGGUGCUUCUUUCUUGCACUCUUGUACUCUCUGUUGGAGAUUUAACUGUCUUCUUGGGAAUGGAUGGAUAUUCUUUUUCGUUUUUUCAAUCUUACAUCAUAUCAAUCAAUAGUUGGGAAUUAA
This is a messenger RNA of Chara braunii, 1097 nucleotides long. The record is from the annotation of a GenBank genome assembly. Lineage: Eukaryota; Viridiplantae; Streptophyta; Charophyceae; Charales; Characeae.